UCAGCCAACAGAGGAAGAGUCGCAGUGGGUGCAGUUUACGUCGAGCACUCGACGCUAAUAAGCUGGUUAAAUAAACAUUUCUAAAACUAUUUUUUUGUUUAUUGAACCGGGACCAGGAGUUCCAGUUUACACCUUUCAACAACUUCUUCGUGAAGAUGAGCUUCUUGUUUGGCAGUCGCUCAUCCAAGACCUUCAAGCCGAAGAAAAACAUCCCAGAAGGAUCCCACCAGUACGAGCUGCUGAAACAUGCUGAGGCUACACUGGGCAGCGGGAACCUGAGACAGGCUGUCAUGCUGCCUGAGGGAGAGGAUCUCAAUGAAUGGAUUGCUGUCAACACGGUGGAUUUCUUCAACCAGAUCAACAUGCUGUAUGGCACCAUCACUGAGUUCUGCACUGAGACCAGUUGUUCAGUGAUGUCUGCAGGACCAAGGUAUGAGUAUCACUGGGCUGAUGGCACCAAUAUUAAAAAGCCAAUCAAAUGCUCUGCACCUAAGUACAUUGACUACUUGAUGACCUGGGUGCAGGAUCAGCUGGAUGAUGAAACCCUUUUUCCCUCCAAGAUUGGAGUUCCCUUUCCCAAGAAUUUCAUGUCUGUGGCCAAAACCAUCCUGAAGCGUUUGUUCAGGGUUUAUGCUCAUAUCUACCACCAACAUUUUGACUCUGUGAUGCAGCUGCAAGAAGAGGCUCACCUCAACACCUCCUUUAAGCACUUCAUUUUCUUCGUCCAG
Molecule: messenger RNA, 728 nt
Organism: Nematolebias whitei (Rio pearlfish)
Lineage: Eukaryota; Metazoa; Chordata; Actinopteri; Cyprinodontiformes; Rivulidae
Gene: mob1a
Product: MOB kinase activator 1A
Biological process (GO): positive regulation of protein phosphorylation; hippo signaling
Cellular component (GO): cytoplasm; nucleus
Molecular function (GO): protein kinase activator activity
Source: RefSeq, a predicted model, not a curated record